AUGAACAGAGUUAUCCUCCAGCUCGUCGCAGUGGCAUUCUGCUUCGCCAUCGGCCAAGCUCUGCAAUGCUACAAAUGCACUUUUGGCGUCGGGUCGCUUUGCAUUACCUCUGAAACCAAAUGUGCAGCCGGAGAGCAAUGCUACAGUGGUGUUGGGGAGGCAGCCGGCGUGGAUAUAAAGAUGAAGGGCUGUCUAAAGGUGGCUGAGUGCAACAGGACCGCGGAGACGAACCUUCCCGGCACCACCAACACCACUCUCUACACAAUGAUGAAGACGUGCUGCAACACUGACCUCUGCAAUGCAGCGCCCGGUCUGCCCGGGGCCUCCGGGCUCAGCCUGGCCCUCGCCACCAUCACUGCUCUGCUCAUGGCCCAAGUCCUGGUUUGA
Limanda limanda (common dab) is the source of this 387-nucleotide messenger RNA. Its product is annotated as lymphocyte antigen 6B-like. The record is from RefSeq and is a predicted model, not a curated record. Gene Ontology annotation, cellular component: membrane. NCBI's taxonomy places the organism in Eukaryota, Metazoa, Chordata, Actinopteri, Pleuronectiformes, Pleuronectidae. Gene Ontology annotation, molecular function: transmembrane receptor protein serine/threonine kinase activity. The transcript has 3 exons. The coding region runs from base 1 to 387 and encodes 128 amino acids.